GGAAAAGAUUCUGAAAACAGACUGUGAAUUCACCAAACAGAACCGGUUGGAUGCUUAACUUUGGAAUUGUGCAAUAGAUGACACCAUUAAAGAACUUGAUGAUGACUGCGACCUUCCUACAUGCUGGAGCGUGGGUGCACAUAUUACUGAUUCUGAUGGGUUUUCCCAGGAACGUGAGCUGCACACACCCAGAAUGUGCCCUUGUACUUCAGGUUUUGGAACAAGAGGCCCAGUGUUAUGAGAAGAUAAAAUUGGAGAAUACAAGUUCACGCAACUCCACCCAUGGCGACUGCAACAUGGAGUGGGAUGGAGUCAACUGCUGGAGUGCUGCUUCAAUAGGACAAACUGUGACAGUCUCUUGCCCGGAGAGCCUGCAGAUGUUUCUAAACUCAAAAGUUGUGAUCAGCAGAAACUGCACAGAGGACGGAUGGACCCCUCAUUCCCCUCCAUAUUAUAAAGCUUGUGUAUUCAGUGGAACCAAUGAGACAGAAGAAAAGAGAGAUUAUUUCCAUACAGUGAAAAUCCUGUACACGUGUGGCUAUGCAGCGUCCCUUACCGCUCUUGUGACUGCCAUCAGCAUCUUCUCCCUGUUCAGGAAACUGCACUGCCCCAGGAACUUCAUCCAUGUCAACCUCUUUGUGUCAUUCAUCCUCCGUGGAAUCGCUGUGUUUAUUAAAGAUGCUGUUCUCUUUGCCGAUGAGGAUGUAGACCACUGUACAAUGUCAACGGUGGGCUGUAAGGCAGCUGUAGUGUUUUUCCAAUACUCUGUCCUUGCAAACUUUUCUUGGCUGCUUGUGGAAGGCAUGUAUCUACACACUUUGCUUACCCUCACUUUUACUUACCAGAGAAAAUACUUUUGGUGGUAUAUAGUCAUCGGAUGGGGUGCCCCGGCCCUCACCGUUUCAGUAUGGAUCAAAACAAGAAUUCAGUUUGACAAUACAGGGUGCUGGGAUGAUUAUGAGAGCAUUUACUGGUGGAUAAUCAAGACCCCAAUACUGCUUGCAAUAUUUAUCAACUUCAUCAUAUUUCUCAAUGUGAUCAGAAUUCUUAUCCAGAAGAUACGAUGCCCAGAUAUCAGCAAAAAUUAUAAACAGCAGUACAUGAGACUCGCAAAGUCUACUCUUCUCCUCAUCCCUCUGUUUGGGGUUCAUUAUGUUAUCUUCGCACUGUUUCCGGAGCACAUCGGUAUUUGGGCACGAAUGUACUUUGAACUUGUUCUUGGAUCCAAUCAGGGAUUCAUAGUGGCUUUGCUCUACUGCUUCCUCAAUGGAGAGGUCCAGGCGGAGAUCCAGAGGCACUGGGGCAAGUGGCAGAGCUCAUUAGAGAGCAACGUAUUUAACCUGGUGACACAAGACUUCACAGCAUAAAGUCAUAGGCACUGAAGAUGCAAAGAAGACCUUUUAGGAUGGUACAAAGCGCAAAGAAGACCUUUUAGGGUGCUACAAAGCAGGGCUAACCGUAAACCCGGCAAAAAUUAAAUGCAGAGCUUGCUAUGCUAUUUAUCAAGCAACAACCCAUCAACUCUUCAUUGGGCCCCCUCUUAUCAUCAGCUAUGACACAAGUUGCAUUGUGCUCGGUUUCUAAUGACAUCAUGAGUCUAUCCAUAGUGAGUGGAAUAUAGAAGUCCAAUUGGGGGGUUUGCAGUCUCCAAAAGCUGGUAAUGAUAGCAAUGUACCUAGACCCUUUUGAGGAAUCUGUCUGCAUCAUACUGAUGCGUGUUUUCAUCAUACCCACUUCAUCUGCUAUAAGUACCCCCAUAAUCUCUUUGUCCUAAACAAUUUUCACACCCAUAUUAAAGGGGCAUAUAUGUAUAUUAAACUCUGAA
Xenopus laevis (African clawed frog) is the source of this 1825-nucleotide messenger RNA. RefSeq names its product growth hormone-releasing hormone receptor (gene ghrhr). The record is from RefSeq and is marked provisional. NCBI's taxonomy places the organism in Eukaryota, Metazoa, Chordata, Amphibia, Anura, Pipidae.